Bactrocera dorsalis (oriental fruit fly) is the source of this 647-nucleotide messenger RNA. RefSeq lists its product as uncharacterized. The coding region runs from base 110 to 646 and encodes 178 amino acids. The record is from RefSeq and is a predicted model, not a curated record. The transcript has 3 exons. Lineage: Eukaryota; Metazoa; Arthropoda; Insecta; Diptera; Tephritidae.
CUCACCUUGAUAAUAAAAAUAUAAUUUAAAAAUUUUUCUGAUGUUUAGUGCAGAAAGUGCUAUUUAAAACAAAAAGUUUUUUUAAAGUAGUCGCUAGCGGUGAAGAAGUAUGAAUAUGUACUACUUUGCUCUCAAAUGCAUAUUUACAAUGAUUGUACUAGUAACUCCUAGUUCAACUGAGACGCUAAAACCGAAUUUCACUCAACUGAAUUGUAUAGUUCUCGACAAGUCAUUUUUAGCUUUCGAAGUAUGCUCUUUGGACAGUAAAAGUGUAGUGAAUAUACGACUUAAAUUGCUUAAACGGCCACUGGAUAAUAUAAUGCUACAAGGAAUGAUAAUGAAGUAUACAAAUGGCAGCUACCAAAAUUAUUACUUCAACAAUCUCUAUGAUAUAUGCAAGAUCAUGCGCUCCAAACGCAAUGUGUUCGUGCAGUUUGUAUAUCAGCUAGCAAUGCCGUAUACAAAUUUUAAUCAUACCUGUCCUUUUAAUGAGCCUUAUAUGUUUGUGAAAAAUUUUCCAUUAGAUGACAUCGCCUUGCAUCCACUAAGAAUGUUAACGAAAGGAAAGUAUGCCUUAAUCGGUACAUGGAUGUCGAAUAGAAUCAAGCGUAUGAACAUUGAAUUGUAUUUAACAAUGCAAAAUUGAA